Molecule: messenger RNA, 3993 nt
Organism: Cataglyphis hispanica
Lineage: Eukaryota; Metazoa; Arthropoda; Insecta; Hymenoptera; Formicidae
Product: TWiK family of potassium channels protein 7-like
Exons: 13
Coding region: 2390-3805 (471 amino acids)
Biological process (GO): potassium ion transmembrane transport; stabilization of membrane potential
Cellular component (GO): membrane
Molecular function (GO): potassium ion leak channel activity
Source: RefSeq, a predicted model, not a curated record
CAAAUGCAAAGACUCCUUCGUGCUGAUCAUACAAAUUUAUAACGCCAAGUGCGGUUAUUUAUAUAUUUCACAGUAAGGCUUCUAAAAAUGCUUGAACAUCAUCGAGCAGCAUCUACUACAACAAUUUGUAUAAGUUUAUGAAUAUGGCGAUUCAUUGUGCAAAUAAUAAUUCUUGGAAUACGCGUGGAUUAUUGGAAGCUCCGUGUAUAUCGGGAAAUCUAAUAUUCGCGUACACAUUGUAUUCAGAUGUAAUCCCAUAACGUUCGAAUAUGUUGACUUAUUCGCACGACGAGUGAUAGGAAUAAGGGCGUACACCAUCUGCUAAAUUUGACGCAUGAAUAUUCAACGGGCGUAUCAUUCGAAUAUCGAGUUCGAAAGCACCUCGAUUCCUAUAACGUACGCGAUGUCGGCGUCAUUACAUCGGAAGCGGUCGCACGUACGGAAAUAUGUGUUGCGAGGGUCAAUCUUUUCGAGCGGUGUGCGCGCGUGUGUGCUAUAAAGGGAUAGCCAGAGGUCUAAUUGCAGCCAUCAGCGAAAGCCGGCGAACCGAAAGCGGGCGGAAACUUUGAGCAUUCUUCGCGAGGUCCUCCAUCGGGCGUCGAGCGCGUUGAGAGAAUUCCACGGCAAUAGCAGCUCCGCGCUCUCUUUCGUAGGUCCGGUGUGUUUCGUCAAAGCCUAACUUCACGCGCAUUUCGGGCGCGUGCAUGGAGCGCGCGCUUCGCAUCGUUCGCGCUCAUUCGAAAUGUGUCGCGCGCCUAAUUAACAGCGUAUCGGGAGUGCCGAGUAAAGUGUCGGUCGAUCGUUGUGUAUUGAAGUGCGCGUAGUAAUUAGUUGCUCUUAUAGCCAUUAUCGAAUAUCCGAAUCGCAGUAUUAGUGAACGUGUAGAACACGGCGCGUAUUUGCGCGUCGAUUCGGAGAGUGAACGCCAUUUAAUGUCGUUACGCGCGUCUUCGAAGUAAAUCACGAGUUUAUACGCGAGUGACAGGAGUGUCUGGGGGCAAAUGUAAAGCGUCGCGCGAUCGUAAUUAGCCGCGUUUUUCCGAUAUCCAUGCGCGCGUGAAUGAACAUCCUGGACGAGACUGAUCUGGCACGGCUUUUCGAAUCGGAGCUAUCGACAUCGAUGGAACAGCCAGCAGUUAUUGCCAGCAUCGAUACACGGCCCGGAGGGACAAAUAUUAUCGCUGUAUAUCUGUUCAUGGGAGGUGGUGGCGAUCAGACUCGUGGGAAUAGAGGCGAAUUCUCCUUACAAAUUACGUAAAAAAAGCCCAGUGAAGCACAAAAGUGGCAACGUUCAAGAGAAACCCGGAAGACAACGCGCGAUUUAUUUACAGCAAACGCAAGCGCUCCGCUCGUGGUACAUGCAGAGAGACGCAAGUAAAUUAUUGGUUCGACUUUACUUGCUAAUCGGCUUUUCAACGUGCGGAAAGUACGAGUCUUUAUAAAGAUCGUCGCUCGAUGGUGCAUUAAAACGACGCAGGAAAUCGCAUCGUGAACGAAGAGGAUGAAAUAAGGGAAGAGCGCUGAAACAUUCAACGCUACCACCACGGACGUGCAUCGGACUUACUUAUUACGGAAAUCCAGUUUGUUGGAAUGAGGCUUUGAAGUUUCUAUCGCCUGCUAUACUCCACCCUCUUUCCGUUGCCAUUCGUUUUUUUUUUUUCCUGCGCCUGGAGCCGAAGAAAAGAUGGGAAAGCGGAAAACUGGAUGGCUUCGCGUUCCGAUGCCAGAACGAUCGUGCCGCGAAAAAAUGACGAAAGUGUGCACGCCACGUAUGAUCGAGCGUCCCUUUGCUGGCAGAGGAUCCUUCCAGGAUAUCAUCCAGUCGAACGAUUUCGACCGCGCAUCGUAAUAAGGAAUCGACAGUGACGAAAAUCAAAGUGACAUCCAUCGAAUGAGACCGACGAAUUUGAUUGACGAGCAAAGAAAUGUGGAAUCCGUCCCCCUCUAAAUUAUAGCUGGCGCGAAACUCCAGUCAUGCAUCCGUGGCGAUUGAGUCUACGGGAUUCGAGGACGCGUGUACGGAAAAAAAAUCUUAUCACUAAAUUUCAUUUUUUUCUUGUCAUUGACUCUCGUCAAAUAUGCUAAUUCGAGAUAUUUCGACGAGUGAUCGUAGCGAAUUACGACAAUUAUAGUGGACGAAAGUCAGCGAGUUGGAAAACGUUCGAGAACAAAGCGUAAAACAAUUGGCGUGUCAGGCGCGUGGCGCAGUGCGUGCAAAUGAGAUCGUCACCAGACGAGUCGUUAAAAGUAUUUCUCAUUCUCUAAAAACUGUUAACUGUACCGCGAAAUAAGCGACGGGCGGCAAAUGCGCGCAUACGUCGACGUAUCCGGCGACAAAGCUGACAGCGGCAGGUCCCGGUGACUUCGUAAAUAGAAAUAGGAGAAAAGGAUGGAGAAGGACAGGCAUUACAGAGCUUACGAGGGCUUCAAGCCGGCGAACAACGGCAACACCUCAUCUUUGAAGCGAUCAACAUCGGAACGGUCGAAAACGCAUCAGUCUCGUCAAGUGAGAUGCCUGUGCUUUGGUGGUGUGCCGGACAAAGCCAGCCAGCACUCUUUCCUGAAGGGUUUUAUCAUAAAUCUCGGGAUAUGCGCUCUUCUGGUGGCCUAUACCCUCCUGGGAAGCUUCAUCUUCCUGGCUAUCGAGGGCGGAGUCGACGUUGGUCCGCAACAGAGGACCCUCGCCACGACGAUAGCCGGAAAUCAGCAUACCAGGAGAAACACCAGCGCUUUGCUGAAACAGCUUAAUCACGAGGCCCGAGCGAAGACUGUAGAGAGCAUAUGGCUAAUCACGGAACAUUUGAACAUUCUCUACCGUGAGAACUGGACGAGACUGGCUGAUCAGGAGAUUGCGCGGUUUCAGGACCAACUGGUGAAAAGGAUCACGGAGGACAUGAUGGCGAGCCAGAAUGCCGGGACUUAUACCGGGAGUUCCACCAGCGAGACCGUAACAGAACGCCGUGUGCCGGAGUACGAAUGGAACUUUGCGAAGGCGUUCCUCUAUUCUCUGACAGUGCUCACCACCAUCGGAUGCGGAAGCAUCGCACCAAAGUCGACUUGGGGCAAAAUCGCUACCAUGGGUUAUGCUAGCCUCGGGAUACCCUUGACUUUGGUUUAUUUAUCUAGCGCGGGAGGUCUCUUAUCCAGAUGCGCCAGAGGUGUCUUCACGCGAGCCCUUUGCUGCUGUCUUUGCUCGAAUUGCGGCUACUGUUGCUACGAUGAGAGGCGAAUGCAGGAGAAGGAGCGACGAAUGAGAAAGAAGCGGCAGCAAGAGGAGCUGGCGCAACAGCAACAGCAGCAACUGCAACUGCAGGAGCCCUUUUACGUUCGCGCGAAUGCAUCGACAUUUACAAGCACCGUGGAAAUUAAGGCUAGUCCGAAGGACGAAGUAUCGAGCCUCGGCUCAGGCGACAGGCCCAAUGUCACUAUACUCGCGCCAAUCAGUAUUUGUCUUGGCGCGAUGCUGUGUUACAUCGUCGCCGGAGCAUUCAUUCUGCACAAGUUGGACGGUUGGUCAUUUAUCGACGCGAGUUAUUUCUGCUUCAUGAGCCUGAGCACCAUCGGCUUCGGCGACAUGGUACCAGGUUCUUAUCCCCGUCACACCCUCGCCGACUCGAGAAACGUCACGGUAUGGUUCUGCUCGUGCUACAUAAUGUCAGGAAUGGCACUGACAGCGAUGUGCUUCAACAUCCUCCACGACGAGAUCGUCCAUCGGCUGAGUCACCAGCCGGACAAGCCGGAGCCGGUGAAACCAAGCCCAUCCGUGGACGAGCUAUCGACGGACCCGUUUGCGCUGACCUCGUGACAAUUUCCGUCAGGCAAUCUGUGCCACAGGAAUGGCACCGAUGAGAACAAUAUAUGUGGCACGGAACCACCCACCAAUAUAUUCGCUCACGAGAAUGAGAUCAACAUCCUAAAGGACACCUUCAAUCAAGUGGACGUUACCAGAGACUGCAAACCGAUCCUGAAACUCGAGGAUCAUGUUCCACCGAU